CUUGCAGACAUGUUCAAAUGUGUCUAUGGCAUAUUUUUGGAAACGUAUCAGAGGCAAGCAGACCAGCAAAAUAAUAGAUCUUAACGCAGACAUCAAAUAGACGUCUCUGAGAUGUAUGUGUGCUAUCAGGGUUUUAGGAGGUGCCAGUAGUAGGGGCUUGUUGUGGCGCUGAGGAGACAGAGACCUGCACUGUCAUUCAUUCAUGAAAAAAGUUAUUUAAAUUUAUUUAAGACAAAUAUUGUGCUUAUUUCAUGUUCUUAAAAACCAAAGUGCAUAAACUCAAAGUAAUGCCAACAUAUAAAAGAAGCAUGCGCGAGCUUCUGGUUUCUGUCUGUAAUGAAGAAGAAGACAAGACAUCAAUAAAUCUGCUGGACUCUGGGAUGGAGCUGAAACAAGAAAUCAAAGAAGAACAAACAGAUAAAGAGGAUUUGAUUUAUUCAAACCUGAUGAAGGUGAAGGAGGAAAGUUCGGAUGAAAUUGAGGAGAAACUUCAUCAUUAUAAACCUGAAGAAGAAUUUCUGAGCUGCUUAAAGACUGAGAAGAUUUUUUCAGAUGAAGAUUCUUGUACGUGCUCUCGGUGUGGAAUAAUCUUCAGUUUGUUGAUGAUGGAUGUGAUGUGCUGUAAAUCAGUAGGAACUGAUCUGUCCAUGCUGGAUAUUGAUGAUUUCAUCACAGAAAUCUCUCAGCUGAAGAAAGAGGUGGCGUUACUGGAGACAAAGCUGAGGUUAAGAGGAGAUGAAAGACUGAAGAGAGAGGACUCCGAGCUCAGUCUGACUUUACUCUGUUAUACUGAGUCAAAGCACACAGACGCUCAGGACACUACAGUGUGUGACAGUAAUCAGGACUUACAGGAUGAUGAAUCUACUGAUCAAACCUCCACAGAGUCUCUGGAUUCUGUCUGUAACGCUGGAGAACAGCAGCAGAUCCUGCAGACCAAACUCAAGAUGUGUUCAGUCAAACUCAUCGACUGCACGAACCUCACGAUGAAGACGAGAAGAGAAACCACAGAAGAGGAAGAUUACACUGAUGAUGAUGAUGAUGGUGAUGAUAAUGAUGAUUCUACUUCUUCAGAUGAGAAGGGUGAUUCAUGUAGUGAUGGAGAAAUAACAUCCUUUACAUCAAAAGAGCAACUUACAGCACAGACGUUUUCCUGCAUCACUUGUGGAAAGAUAUUGAGCUCGAAAGGAUAUUUAAAGAGACAUGAAAGAAAACACACAGAACAGAAACUCUUCACUUGCAGGAGAUGUAAGAUGAGCUUUACUACCUUACAAGAGCAGAGACGUCAUUCAGAAGAGCACAGAAAAAAGCAUCAGUUUCACUGUCAACAGUGUGGGAAGGAUUUUGACUUUUUAUCUCAACUAAAAUGCCACAUGAGGACUCACAGUGGUGAAAAGCCUUUCCAAUGCACUGAAUGUGGCAAAUAUUUAAGCAGCAAAUACAAUCUUGAUGCUCAUAAGAGAAUUCACACAGGAGAAAAACCACACAAGUGUCCUCACUGUGAGAAGAGAUUUUCCUAUGCAUACUGUCUUAAGGCACACAUGUUUUUACACACCAAAGAGAGACCGUAUCAGUGCAGUAAAUGUGGUAAAACCUUUAGGUUUUUAGGCUCUUUUCAGUCUCAUCAAAAAACACACAGUGAGGAGAAACAAUAUCAGUGUUCCCACUGUGAUAAACGUUUUUGUCAAAAAGUUCAUCUGAAAGUCCAUGAGAGAGUUCAUACUGGAGAGAAACCUUACGUCUGCUCUCAAUGUGGUAAGAGCUUCUCUAGUCAAAAUUAUCUUAGGCUUCAUCACAGAGUUCAUACUGGAGAGAAACCUCAUGACUGUAAUUUUUGUGGAAAGAGUUUCAGUGUACAAAGUGUUUUAGUAAAACACCAAAGAAUUCAUACAGGUGAAAAACCUUACAAAUGCUCUCAGUGUGAGAAGACGUUUACUCAGUUAAGUACCUUAAAAUAUCAUCAGAGACUUCACACUGGAGAGAAACCUUACAUCUGCUCUCAAUGUGGGAAGAGCUUCACUGGUCUAGGUACUUUUAAAGUUCAUCAGAGAGUUCACACCGGAGAAAAACCUUACCACUGUAGUGAUUGUGAGAUGAGUUUCAGUCAAAUGCCAAACUUGCUAGCGCACCAGAGAAUUCAUACAGGAGAAAAACGUUAUAAAUGCUCUCAGUGUGACAAGACGUUUACUCAGUCAGGUUACUUAAAAAUCCAUGAGAGACUUCAUACAGGAGAGAAACCUUACGUCUGCUCUCAAUGUGGAAAGAGCUUCUCUAAUCCAUAUUAUUUUAGAUUUCAUCAGAGAGUUCACACUGAAGAGAAACCUUCUAGUAGUAAAUCUCUCCACAGAUCGACUAAAGUAGGAUCUUUAAUGGCUCAUAAAAAGACACUGAAGAGAAAAACAACACUUGAAUCUCCAUAGCUUUGCGUUUAUUCAGAAUAAAUUAAAUGAACUUUCAUGUCAAUUGGAAACCAAAACCAUUGUGCAUGUUUCAGUGGAUGUAGGUGUAUGUUUUGACGGGAAUAAGCCAACAGAAAUCGUCUUGAAGAACUGAUAGAAUGUUCCAACUUUGUACAGCAGUUUCAUAAUAUAGCUUCUUAGGUUGAAUAAUUGUUUUGUUGUUAUUUUUUCACUUUUCUAAGUAGCUUUAAAUAAAAAUGUUUAUAGGUUUAGCGACCUACUUCAAACCCAA
Molecule: messenger RNA, 2688 nt
Organism: Misgurnus anguillicaudatus (oriental weatherfish)
Lineage: Eukaryota; Metazoa; Chordata; Actinopteri; Cypriniformes; Cobitidae
Source: RefSeq, a predicted model, not a curated record